GGUUUUGUUGAGGUUUGCAGCUGUGUAUGUUCUAUUAGUUGGCUUCAGUGAUUCAAGUGCCUUCUUAAAGCUCUUGAAUGAAUAUGAAAAGUGAGAAAUAUUUAAACGUUUAUGCUCACCUUACCUGCACGUGACAAUAGACGGACUUGUCGAAGUGCAGUGUAUAUAAAAAAAUCACAGCUUCUUGCAUUAAUGCACACUUAAUAAAACUAACAAUAUUAGUACUGAAAACGACUGUUGUUACUGAGAAAGUUUCAAUCACGGUGGAUUUCUUGUGAUCAAUCCCUCACUAUCUCAAAAUGAAGUUGAAGGAGAAGCGCUUCACCCUUCAUGUUGAUCUAACUAAGUCCUUCCUGGAUAUUGAUAAUCUAAAGCUCAAAAAGUUGUUCCGGAGUCCUCAGCAGCAGCAACAGCAAGCUGCUGCGGCGGCAGCUGCUGCAGGACCUCAGCAGCAGCUUCAGCUCCUGGCCGCACAGCAGCAGUACCUCGCUCAGCAGGGCUUGGCUCCAGCUGCUGCAGGCUUCCCCAACGCACCUUACGUUAUCAAUACUGCUCAGGAGCCAUACACGCUUAUUGCCGCACCGGGCGCCGCAGCAGUUAUCCCUCAGUACUAUGGAGUGCACUGGGGAGUUUACCCGGCUAACAUCAUCCAGCAGCAACAACAGCAGCAGCAACAGCAAGGCGCUGCAGCUCAACUUGCUGCAGCUGCAGGACAGCAGCAGCAACAGAGACGACCACUGUCGCCAUCUCAGAAUGAUGUCACGAGUCAAAAUAAUGGAGGAUUGGCUCAGAAUCUGCAGCAGUAUCAGGUAAUCCCGACGUACUACGACCAAAACGGGGCCAUGUUGAUGGCGGGUAACUUGCGUGGCGUUGGGAACGGUGGCGCCGUGAGGCUCGUGUCACCAGCGCCCGUCAUCAUCAACUCGGCCAACGGACCACAACCUCAGCAGCAACCUCCGACUACCCUCAGGCUCAUGUCAUCUCAGGCGCCUCAGAUCGGAACACCUCCUGCAUCUCUGUACAGCAGCACCCAGAGCGGCAAUGGCCUCAGCACGCCUUCCUUCACUGUCAAUAACUCCAUUGCUGAUUCCAUCUCUCAAAGCUUGCAGACUUCCAACUCCCUAACUGGCAACAGCUACUCUCUCAACCUGCAAAGUAGUAGUCUAGGUUUUGGCAAUAACACUUUGGGCACCAUUGGAUCUCCUUCCAUUGGAAACCUCGGCAUGGGAACCGGUUCAAGCAUGGCUCGGCGGGACUCCCUUGAGCGCACAUCGGUUUUGUCUCCACUGUCCCAGGACUUCCGAGCCCCCAAGUGGGCGAGCAGCUACGGAGCUGUCGGUAAUGUCGCCGCAUCUCCGGGUCCCAUGUUAGGGGGAAGUCUGACCCCACCGCCCCCUUUGGGAGUCGCCGCCGGACUCGGUUUGGGUAACAUUGUCUCUGGAAACAGGAUGAUUUCCGCAGCUCCUGGUGCGGAGGCCAAGUUUAGGAACGGUGCCAGUAACGGAGGUUACUUCGGUGCCCCCAAUACAUCCGCUCUGUUCCCUACAUUGAAGAAAAAUUUGAACGUUGAGAAGUGCGCUGGUCGGUCUCGUCUUCUAGAAGACUUCCGCAAUAAUCGUUACCCUAACCUGCAGCUUCGUGAUCUCGUCAAUCACAUCGUCGAGUUCAGCCAAGACCAGCAUGGGUCACGUUUUAUUCAGCAAAAGCUGGAACGAGCUACACCAGCUGACAAGCAAAUGGUUUUUGCCGAGAUCCUAAAUGCUUCGUACUCGCUGAUGACGGAUGUUUUCGGAAACUACGUUAUCCAGAAGUUCUUCGAGUUUGGAUCCACUGAACAGAAGAGCGUGCUUGCCAGUCGGAUCAGAGGCCACGUUCUGCCACUUGCGCUGCAAAUGUACGGAUGUCGCGUGAUUCAAAAGGCAUUGGAAUGCAUAACGCAAGAUCAACAGAAAGAAAUUGUGCGGGAGCUGGAUGGUCACGUUCUCAAAUGCGUCAAGGAUCAAAAUGGAAAUCAUGUUGUCCAGAAAUGCAUCGAAUGCGUGGAACCGAACGCUCUGCAGUUCAUCAUCAACGCAUUCCAGGGGCAAGUGUACAGCCUCUCAACUCAUCCUUACGGAUGCCGCGUCAUCCAGCGCAUUUUGGAGCAUUGCAUGGCUGAGCAGACCGGCCCAAUAUUGGAAGAGUUGCACCAGCACACCGACCAGCUGCUCCAGGAUCAGUAUGGCAACUACGUCAUCCAGCAUGUCUUAGAACAUGGCAAGACGGAAGAGAAGAGCAAAAUUGUGAACGGCGUUCGUGGAAACGUUCUGAAACUGUCGCAGCACAAAUUCGCCAGCAAUGUCGUCGAGAAAUGUGUCACCCAUGCUACUAGAUCUGAGCGAGCAAUACUUAUUGAAGAGGUUUGCGGAGGCUACAAUGACAGCGCCCACAGCACACUCCUUGUGCUCAUGAAGGACCAGUACGCCAAUUAUGUGGUACAGAAGAUGAUUGAUGUUGCUGAGCCUGCACAGCGAAAAAUUCUCAUGCACAAAAUUCGACCCCACAUCGCGACUUUGCGAAAGUACACUUAUGGUAAACAUAUCUUGGCGAAACUGGAGAAGUAUUUCAUGAAGAACAACGACUCAAUGGGUGGCACAAUGGGAAAUUCCAUGUAAACCAUCACGAGGCCCGGACGGCAUGCUUGUUGCGGUUCUUCAGAGCUUCAUUUGAUUUUUUCAAGUACACUUUGUCGACCGAGUUUUCUGUCCAUCAUUUUGCAUAGGUGUAACAUUGUAGACUUUAACAUAAAUGUAGUAAUAAUAUUUUAGACUUGAUCGAAGGUUUCUCUCAAUUCAUUCGUCUUAUAGUCUUUUCGCGCCAACCCCGUUAUUUUACAUUAAUUAUUGAUUCCUGUGCGUUGGAAUGUUUUUUUUUUCAUAACUAGUAUAACGUUUGUCUUUCGCGUCAAUUAUUUGACCAAGUUUAAGUCGACUUGUACUGACGGCGUAUCCUACUGAUGGCACAUGCACUGAUGUGCUUGAGAGUAUACGUUUUGGUGAGCAUACACGCUCGAAUUGAAGCCUUUGUUCCCUCGUCGCUUGAAUGACGACUCGCUCUUUAUUACAUUAAUCUGCUAUUCUAGGACUUUAAGUUAAUCGUGUAUUGUAGCUGUUGUAGUUACGAUAUCGCUCCGAUAUCCUAGUUGCUCUUUGUUCUUGCUUGAAAUGAUGCAUUGUCUCUUAAUAAGGCGACUUAAAUGAGACACUUUCGAAAUCAGCAUAUGCUGCGUAAUAAAUUCAAUAUUGUGUUCAGUCACCCACAUAGAUUUGUCUUGCACUCAUAUAUGAUGUGACUGUUUGGUGUUAAAGUCGAUAUUAAGACAUCAGUCAAGUUGCAGUUUGCUAUUUGGUAUCAGUAGUAAGUGACCAGCGUUGAGAUUUGAAGAAUUUCAGUUUCAUUUAAUUGAAGGAUUUGAUUAUCAAAGCAUUGAACGGUCGUCUUUGUUCAGCGCUGCCUAUAGUUUUUCAUGUGGUCAGUGAUAUUGACUCUGGGAUAAUGUUUGAUAAUCAACAGUUAACUUAAACGAGACCGUAAUGAACGAAUUCGUUAUGAUUAUUUACAGCAUGAUUUUUCCCUAAUUAUACUGACUUUUGUUUCACGUCUGCCAAGGCCUCUAUUUUUAUCUUGUUGGAGAGAGCUAUGGUAUCAUUCUUGACUUUAUAAUCAGUAAUGUGUUAGAGAAAUUCUAGCUAGUAUUGGGGUUCCAUAAGCGAUUUACUGUUAGUGAAACUGGGCGAAAGAAGCUGCCUAGAUUUUUAUUAGGCUGCGUAUCGUAACCGGUUUAGUUUUAAGUGAUUAUUACUAUUAUCUUAUUAGUGUUAAAUGACUGCAGAAUUGUGUUUUCUUGAGUAGUUUUACCCUUUGGGUUGAAGAGUCCUUGUUUAGUGCGUGUGUGUGAGAGCUAUUCUGUCAUCAUUGCCGUUAACAUAUUUGUUCAAACUGCUCCAUGUUCCCGGUUGCAUCAGUCUCUCGUUCGCUCAUUAUUGUAAUUGAAUUUUGAAAUGUGUACAGGCAUUUUUUUGUGAGGGGGCAUUAAUUACUGUAAAUCUGCUGUACAGUUCAAAACUAUAUUUUCCUACUUGUUUAUGUGGUGUUACCUUUGUUUCUUUUUGUUGAUACAGCCCUGAGCUCCCACGAUUCUUGAUUACUUGUCUUGUGCCUCGAGGAAAAGACUUUUAUUAAGACCAUCGAUUUCUGACAUCGGUUUCUGCUGUGCCGUCCUCCGUGUUGAGUUCCUAUGCUAUUGCUAUUAUUUUUUUCGGUUUCGUGCGUUUAUUCCUCAGGGUGACUGAUUGCAGGGCUUUUCAAUUUUCUGCCGUCGUAUUUUCUUCAACGAUUCCUCCACUUCGCCAUAAUUUUGGGUUCCAAUUUUGGGCGUAUGGGAGUGUGAGCAAGCGAUUAAUAUCAUAUUUACUAGUAGCUUUACUAGUGUACGUUAGCGAUCUCCCUCACAGGCAGGCAUAGGCAAACUUUGUGUGCAUACUGUAGAAGUGUCCUCGCCAAAACCUCCUAAGCAACCGUGUUCAAAUUGUAAAUUCUGUGAAUAAAGGUGGAACAAUGCCGACACCAGUCAUCUGGUACGUGUAAACAUUUCUUGUAUGAAAUUAGUGUACAGAGAAAAUGUGUACAUUUGGGACAAUUCAUUUUGUAGACGUGCAUUGUACAGAGAAGGAAGACGUGAUAUAUCGCCGAGCUGUGUUACUCCUGUAUAGAAAUUUGUAAAUACUCAUUACGAAGGAAGAUCUUAGCUCGCUCUGUGCCUGCCUGUAGGGUUAUUGUUUGUGUUAUAAUUUUAAUGAAUCAUCCUCGUGUGCUUAGCUGUCCAUUCUGGUGUUGUGAUGCUUUCUUCUAUCGUUUUUUGUAUCGAUAAUAUUGUAGUUUGGUCGUUUCUGAAGGUUCUUCUCGUCGAUUGGAAACAAUGAAACGAGCUAUCCAAACAUUGUCUGUCAAUUGUGAAUCGAAGUUUUACAGCGAAACCUUUCUCACAUUGAGUGUUAGGAGAGAAAAUUCUAAGCUUCAUCGAUAUUUCAGGCAUGGUUAUGAAAGGUGCAGAAACCCUUUAUGAGCUUGCAUGCUGUUUUGCUGAAAUUCUUGCGAACUGAUAACGUCAAAAAAAAAAUUUACAUUCGGCUUGUACGUUUCAUUGGUUCGAAUGACAAAUCACGGCUAGUUAUUGACUAGCCUAGGCGACAAGUUAAUAACACUUGCUUUGUCUAAAUCCUUUUCUCCAUUAUGGAUUGGAGCUUACACCUACACCAUUUGGCUGAAUCUUACAUUCUUGAGCUAUUAGCAGCAUGUUAGGUCAUGGAAAUAAAUACGGGAUCGAGACACUUUCAGCUGCUCUCCGGUUCCAUGAGUGUUGCUUCUCAUUUGAUUAUAAUCCAUUUUACCGACGAGUAGUUUUCUCUGUGUCGUAUCCAUGUACUGGAUGGUAGUUAGUCGGUCUCUUAUAUUAAUAGGUAGUUGAAUCGGUAUAUCUUCAACGUAUUAAUGUUUGGCGCGUUUUCUGAUGAUACUUCGGAUCCGAACUAGUGUCGUAUGAAGCUUCUUGGAAUGUAUAAUAUGUAAAGAAAAAUUCAUCAAUAUGUAUAAAAGGGAGUAAGCAUUCCGUUUUCGACAGAAGCCCUUUUUCGCAUUGACAACUUUUGCAGCUUAUUUCCAAGAAUAUCAUAGAACAUUUUAGAGCAAAUAUAUGUGUGGUAUUUUUUUCAUUAUUUCCAACACAUGUCCAUGUACAAUUUUAUCUUUAAUUUUUUUUUACUUAUGUUUGAUACAGUAGCCACGAUUAGAUCUUUUUGUAUUGAAUUCGAAGUUGUAAUUACAAAAUUGUGGCACAUUGAUUUCGAACCAAGUCAGAAUAAGUACCUAACAAUUAUUUACUGAUUAGAUUUGAAUUUGAUGUCCAAUUACACUUCGCCGAGACGGUAAGAAAAUUAUUGUAAUGAGGAAUGCAGUUAAUGUCUAUUGACAGCUGUGAAUUGAGUUACUGUUGGUUGAAACCUUGCAUUAGCUGGUUACUCCGCUGACAAUCGCGACAUUCGUUUCCUUCGAGUAAAGCAGGUCGAGUCCAUUAAGAACCCUGCUCUAUACAUUGUAUAUACUAAGAUUUAUUCUCUUCCCAUGAUAGAAUUGCACAAUUGAUACUUUUCUUUGUUAACAACUAAUUCGUGAGGGUGCCGAUGCCGGUGACAAGAUUGUUGUUGGCGUGGAAUUAUGUUUGGGUACAAUUUGAUUGACGAAUUUUACCGCUCAUAGAGUUCAACUCUAUUUUUUAAUACAAGGAGGAGGCACAGCAUGAACGUUGUCACGAAGGUCUUGAUAUUUUGCGCAACCGCCCACAGACCGAUGUAAGUUUUUUUUUCUGUAGAUUCGUUGAGCGAACGUCCGUGGGAACCUCUCUCAUUGUCGCACCUUUUCGGGGGUUCUGUAGAAACUUUUCCUGCGUGUUAGCUUUUUUACGUUAUGUUUUACUAAGGCUUGCAUUGUAUGAUACUGUUAGUUAUACUGUUAUUUCAAGCGUUAAGUUAAACAAAUAGCUUAAUUUGUUCUGUUGUAGGAGUGUUGGCGCUGGCAUUGCUGGGGACAAGAUGUUUACAGGCCUUGUUUCAUCGGCUGGAUUUAUAACGCGUGAAGUGUGGGUUUGGUAUAAUUAACCUGAUGAAUUGACUCAUGAUACAAGAAUCAUUCUUUGAUCCAUGUCUUGGUCAUCGAUACUUCAACUGUGUGCGAAUUUUCAAAUUUUUUGUUCAAAAUAAUUGUAUUGGCCUUGUAGCUUCUGGCCCCUCAGUGUUGUAAAUGCUGUAUGAUAUGUAAUGGUUACUCCAUUAAUUAAAACAAUAAACUUCUCUGUAUCGUCAGCUCA
Molecule: messenger RNA, 6901 nt
Organism: Hyalella azteca
Lineage: Eukaryota; Metazoa; Arthropoda; Malacostraca; Amphipoda; Hyalellidae
Product: pumilio homolog 2
Exons: 13
Coding region: 300-2654 (784 amino acids)
Biological process (GO): post-transcriptional regulation of gene expression
Cellular component (GO): nucleus; cytoplasm
Molecular function (GO): mRNA 3'-UTR binding
Source: RefSeq, a predicted model, not a curated record